CCCACACACACCUGAAGAGCCAAUGAGGAGCCCAGGAGCGCAGCCCCAAAUGCCAGGCGGCGCUUCCUGCCCCAGUGACACCGGGGCGCGUUGGGGACGGUGCUGCGCCGCGACAUCACUGUUCAGUGGUUGAAGGGAUCUGGAGAAGAAAUGACAGCUGCAUACACCACUGUUCCUUUCCUUUUUUGGAGAGCCUGACAAGAACUCUACCAAAAGAAACUAAGCGUUUUCGGCUUUGCGUAAAAUCAGCCGUCUUGUUGUUGUUUAGGAGUGAGUGCUUCAGAAAGAAUAGCAUCAUGUACACGUUCCUGCCUGACAGCUUCAACCCGGUGAAGCCGAAGCCGUCCAAGGAGCUGAAGCCAAUGAUCGGUGCAGUAGUCGUCGGGCUCAUCUUGUUCAUUGCGGCGGUGGUGGCAUGGUGUUACUACACGGCGUCUCUCAGGAAGGCGGAGCGGCUAAAGACGGAAUUGAUGGACCUGAGGAAGGAUGGGUUCAUCAUCAAAAACCACAAUGGGGAGGUGGUCUUCAGACUGGCCUUCCAGUCGGGCACCCUCGACCUGGAGUCCUGCUCGAAAGAAGGGCAAAUUUUAACCUGCACCAGGUCGGACAGAGGGAAGCUGAAUUUCUUCAUUCAGACAGUCAAGCCCAAGGACACAGUGAUGUGCUACCGCGUCCGCUGGGAGGAGUUUGUGGUGGACACGGUGGUCGAGCACACCAUGUUUUGGGAGGACGCUCAUUGGUACGGGGGCUGUGAAAUGAGCGUCCAGCACUGGCCAAUCAGACUCCCAGGGUACCAGGAGCCCAUGCCCUUUGUGACGAGCGACGUGUAUUCCUUCAGGGGCAGCUUUGGAGGCAUCUUGGAAAGGUACUGGCUGUCCUCGAAAGCGGCGGCUAUAAAAAUCAACGACUCGGUGCCCUUCCACCUGGGGUUUAACGCCAGUGAACGGUCGCUCUUCUUUCAAGCCAGGUAUAAGGAUUCUCCCUACAAACCUCCCCUGGGGCAGCAGCCUUUCCCAGAGCUGAGCUACCGUGUCUGCGUCGGCUCGGAUGUGACCUCCAUUCACAAAUACAUGGUGCGCAGGUACUUUAACAAGCCUUCUAAGAUCCCAGCAGAAAACGCCUUCCGGUACCCCAUCUGGUCUACAUGGGCUCUGUACAAAAACGAUAUUGACCAGGAUAAGUUGUUGCGUUUUGCAGAAAAGAUUAAAAAGUACCGGUUUAAUUGCAGCCAUAUUGAAAUCGACGACACCUACACACAGACUUAUGGCGAUUUUGACUUUGAUCCGGUAAAGUUCCCUAAUGUGACAGAAAUGUUCAAAACGCUGAAAAACGAGGGAUUUAAAGUUACCCUGUGGACUCAUCCCUUUAUAAACUACAAUUCCUCCAAUUUUGGAGUGGGGAUAGAGCGGCAGCUCUUUAUCAAGGAGCCGACAGGGAAACUCCCCGCGAUGGUGAAGUGGUGGAAUGGCAUUGGCGCCAUAUUGGAUUUUACCAAUCCCACAGCCAGGGAGUGGUUUCAGAGCCACCUGAAACAACUGCGGUCAAAGUACGGCAUAGCGUCCUUUAAAUUUGACGCUGGUGAGGUGAGCUACCUUCCAAAGCAGUUCAGCACCUUCAGGCCCUUGUCGGAUCCCAGCAUCUGGUCCAGACGGUACACGGAAAUGGCCAUUCCGUUCUACGAGCUCGCCGAAGUCAGGGUCGGCUACCAGUCCCAAAACAUCUCAUGCUUCUUCCGCAUCAUUGACCGCGACUCGGUUUGGGGAUAUGAGCUUGGCCUCAAGUCCCUGAUCCCUACUGUGCUCACCAUCAGCAUGCUGGGAUACCCUUUCAUUUCAGCUGACAUGAUUGGUGGGAAUUUUUUCCCCAACAAGACAGAAGGUGCUGUUGAAAUCCCGGACCAGGAGCUGUACAUCCGCUGGCUGGAGCUUUCAGCCUUCAUGCCCUCCAUGCAGUUCUCCAUACCCCCCUGGCUCUAUGACAAGGAAGUGAUUGAGAUUGCACAGAAGUUCACAGAGCUGCAUGAGUCCCUGGUUGCCCCUCUCCUGUUGGAGCUGGCUGGAGAGGUCACUGACACGGGAGACCCCAUCAUACGGCCCAUCUGGUGGAUUUCUCCCAGUGAUGAAUUUGCUCACAAGAUCGACUCCCAGUUCCUCAUUGGGGACACCCUCAUGGUGGCCCCUGUCCUGGAGCUGGGCAAGCAAGAGCGAGAUGUGUAUCUCCCGGCCGGCAAAUGGCGCAGUUACAAAGGGGAGCUGUUUGAGAAGACCCCAGUCCUGUUAACAGACUAUCCCGUUGACUUGGACGAAGUUGCUUAUUUUGUCUGGGUAUCUUAAUAGACUCCUCCAUCCAUUCUAAUCUUUGUGAUAACCAUGCCUUACUUUAGAGUCUUAAAACAAAUAACAAUUCUAAAUGCACAGUAUGUUUCUUUGUGGGGGGGUACUGGAGGGGAAUGGGAAAUUAACAGGAUUUUGUUUUUUAAAUAUCUUAUAUCUUGUCCAUAAUUGACGCUCCAGUUUGGGCUGUGGUUUAAAUAUAAAUGCAGAAGGUAUAAUAGCAUCACAAGAUGCAUACAGGAAGCCAAGGGCUUUUCAAAUCUCUGAGCUCAAAAGGUAAAAGCACCCCUGGGUUUUUAGCUGUGCACAUGUGGGGGUUUUUUUUAUUAUUUUAUUUCUCUGUUAGAAACGUGGCCUCUGGGGGGCCUACAAUAUUUGCCAUAAACCCCCCUCUUCUAGGUGCAGCCUAUGAAUCCAAAUCCCAUAGUGCAAUGCUCCAUCCUGAUCUCAAUGAAAGGCUGCAUGCUUCAACAGGAAGCAGUGCAUGCUGGGGCCCGUAGUUUCUGGGCCACGCCUCUCCCCAAAGUGAGUGCUGCUGCAAUCUGCUCCGUUUUAAUGCAAAUGAAAUGCACUCUUGGAGUUGUUGCAAGUUGCCAAGAUGGUCUGCAGCUGAACCAAGGGAGGACCGCCCUGAUCCCAGGGGUGAAAGCAAUGUUGGGAGGGAACAAGGAAUGAUUCGAACACGGGAAGCAAUGGGUUACUACAGCACAACUAGCCUUACAUUUUAUAAUGUGGCAACUAUUAUUUAAAAAAAGACUUUUUUAAGAGGAUAAAUCUAGCUAUAUAUUUUAUUCCUUAGUCCAGCAUUGGACUGGACCUCAAAUGCCCAACCCCCCAUCUCUCUCGAGUACCAGGCUGGCCAAGGUAUUCGACUUACCUGCAAGUAUUUUAACUGUAUGUUACUUACCCAGGCAGGCUGCAUUAUUCUGUCCUAGCCUGUUGCUAAUAUCUACUGGAAGGGUCUCCUCCUAGAGCACGGACUCUGCUGUUAACACUAUUCCCCAUACAGCAACAACAUUUGUAGGGUGUAUUUUCUUUCCAGGGAGUAAAAUGGAUUUCUUUGUUACACACCUAUCCUGCAGAUGCUUCUCUUUCCCCUUUUAAAGAUGCGCUUGCAGCUUGGUUAUUUGUCAGAGGAAUUGCCAGAAGCAAAAUAACCUCUCAAAAGGUGCAUGUGACACUCCCCAGAGACUGCAGGUGCCUGCCCGCCACGCACAAACGGAUCCACCAAUUUUGCUGCCGACCAACGUAUCAAUAUGAAAAGCAAUGAUGUUUGCACUGAAGGGGGCUGUGCCGAUGGGGCUUUUUCAUCCUUUCCAAGGAAAGGUUAUGGUAUUCAUAGUCAAGUUAAGCUAGUAUGGCAUGGCAGUCUUUUUUAACUGUCUCAAUUUUAUCUAAAGUUUCUUGGGCCAGUUUUUCUUUGAUUGUUGCUAUUUUUAAAAAGCCCAAUGCUCACUAGCUCUCGCAUAGGCACCUAAAUGAAGUGGCUCAGUGGAAGCCAUUGAGUGCUGAGCACAUUGGAAAACUUGGCCCCAUGUAAUUUACUGUCACUCUAGAAGUAGGAAAUCUGAAGUUUUGGCCUGAAGGUAAAAUGCAAUUCUAACCUACCUGUGAGUGUGUGUUACCCAUUGUCCUCUGUACCUGAGCCAGGGCCACCCGGGGCGGGGGGUGGCAAGUGGGGCAGAUGCAAGCGAAUGCUGCGUGCUCUGUCUCUAAUUCAAGUAGUUUGAGCUUAAAUGUGCAAAGCAGGUGCUCGGCCUGAGCUCAUCCCGGAGGCUACAUGACCAGCUUGCUCUUGCAACGUUUCGAUGCCCCAGGUUAGACCCGCUCCUUCGUGGUGCAACUUGAAAUGUAGCCAACUGAUUUCAGCACUGAAAAUAUGUCAAGACUAUGUCUUGGGGGACUCCUGACUGUGCCUCAUUUUCAACUCUUGUGGGGUUUUUCCCCUUUGGUUAGCUGCAUUCAUAGUUUUGGGGAAGGAUUCUUGGGAGGGCGGCUUUGCUACAGCAUCUGGAUAAGAUCAGAGAUCCUGAGUACAGGGCAUAAGGUCUCUGUGUACAAAUUGACCACAGCAGCCUUGCACCAUUACAAUUUUGGUGUCUUCUAGCAUGGGGUUUGGCUAUAUUGACUGGUGAAAUGAGCCAACCCUCCCUUUAUCUGAGAGGACUGACAGACAUUACAGUGCCCCUACAAAACAGCUGCUUCCUGUGCAGAAAAGCUGGGGUAUGGGUGCGGGAGGGAAUCCUAAAGAGGGAGAACAUGCCUGGCUGUGCUUUCAGUGUGAGCCUGAAGACUUCAGCUGCACAAAUCUCUGUUCCAGAGGUUCCAGUUGGCUGGGGAACUCUUCCAUGAAAAGUUUUCAUGGGUGGUGGCAGGAAACAUUUGAACCUCUCCAUAAGAUUGUUGCACGUUUUGUUCCUGCCACCGUCGAAGCAAUGGGGCUGCAGAAAUGCAACGGAAGGUAGAACCAAGGCCUCUGUGUCACUGGAUACCUGAAUUAACCACAGGCUGCUCCCAAAUGUAGAACACCCAGAAAUAACUAGCAGCUGGAAUUCCAGGGUGCUUUGUAGCUGCCUCUUUGUUGUGUAGAGGUUUACUAGGGAGCGAGAAUGUGAGCAAUAGUACGUUAAGUGUCUGUUUAAUUGAACUGGAUCCUUGUGGUUGUGCAAAGAUGGUAUUAGAUGCUUAAUUGGGCCACUGUUGUGAAGGCUACAAAGGAACUUAGCCAGAAAACUCAUCACGGCUUAGAUACAUCCAAGUUUCCUAUAGACACAUCCUCCCCUUCAAAGGAAAGAAUUUUAUUAUUGAAUGUUGAACUAUUUAAUUUAACUGGAUAGGAAGAAACGUUAGUAACGUGUGAGCAUCCUUAUUUCUCCACCAAAUACCACAGCGGCUGGGAGACAAAGUGAAACAGCUGCUAGGAAAUUACAGAAGAAACGGUUAAACCUGUGUCGCAGGCAGCUGGACAGCAGCACAAAUACGUCCCCAGGUUCUGUGGCAACCUCCGUCCUGUGCAAAACUGGUGUUGAGAGGAGCCUCAGCAUUGCUAUGUAGAAUUCGUUUAACAGCCGUCCUUCUCCUACCUCUGCAACAAAAUGGGAAGUGGCUCAGCUCCUUAAUGACACUGAGCAAUUUGAUGGGGGCCAAAAAGGUGUCUGUCUUGAAGUUUCACUUCCCUGCUCUGAACUAGGAGGGCCGGAGUACACUAGAAUUCUCCGUACUGUACCACUAAAAGGGAGGACGUGACCUAGAUUGUUCUAGGCUUGUAAGGUGGGUAACUGCACAAAACUCAGGGUCAAGGAAAUACCUGUGGUGAUGGGGGUGGGUGGACUGGUUCAGAUUUGCCACCCAAAUGUCUGUCUAGCCCUGCCUCUGGGAAUGGCUAAGCUGCAGUUGGGCAUGAUGCAGGGAUGGCUCAGAUUAUGUCUGUAGUAUUAUUUUAUUUGAAUCCUGCACUACUGUAUUGGUUUUGCACAAUGCUGUAAAUCUGCACAUGCCUUUGCAAGUCAGCUUCUAAUGUUGGUUUUAACCAGUUUUCUAACUCUCUUAAUUACUGAAGAAACAACGCAACUCUCCUGUUAACUGAAAUAGCUUUGGGAGGAUAAAGGGAAUUUUAACUAGGUCCAUCUGCAACAACUUUGUGGGAACAAUUGCAUCAACAGUGAUGAAUGUAGGUUACUUUCACACCUGACGUUCUAUAAAAUUAAAUCUGAAUCACAAGCCCUUUAUAACUGCUCUUUUUAAAAUGUAAAAGAAUCAGGCUUGUUUUCCAUCCCACCCCCCUCUACCCCCUUUAAUCUCUCAGGGGUCAGGGCUUGAUGUAUAAAUGGUCUGUCCUAAACUAUAGAUCUGUUUGCUUUGUCGGAGGGCUUUUUCCCUUCUUGUGAGCUCUGCAGUCAAGGAAAGAUGUAAGUUUGGGGCUGGCCUAUAGAAGAUCCUUCUCCCACGGGAUAAGGAGAAGUUCCAUGUGCCAUUUUCUUUUGGAAGAUCAGCAGAGCAAAGGGAAAGAAAGACAGUUUUGCUCCCAAUUCCAUUGUGUGACUAUGGAAUAGCCCAGCUGACGCUGGAAUUAUUCAACACUGGUGAAAGUGAGAGCAGAAUGUAGCCCAGAGAAUGCACCAUGUCCAGGAUUCAGCAAGGUAUCAAAGCAUGCACUUGUCUUUAAUGGGACUAUUUACUGGCUAAAGCUAGGCCCUGGCUGAAGUACCUUGCUCAGUUGAGGACCAUAUUUCUGGUAAAGAAAGAAGAGAGGCUACUUCUCUGAUUCACAAUAUCAUUUGGGGACCUAACCACUUGCUUAUUUCCAGCACAGGGUGCAUUUUUUAUUUUAACAGGACAGGUUUCACUUACAGCUGUGUGCUGGGAAAAGAAUGUGGCAUAUAUUUGGUGCAAAACAACACAAUUCACUUAUGCCACCAAUCCAGCCCCAGUACAUAUGCUCCUGCUGCAAUGCUGGCUGUCAAAUUUCAAAACUGGUAUCUACACGAAGAGUAGAUGACGAUGAAACUUUAAUUUAAGAACCUGUGCAGAGCUCCUUUGCUGCAAAUAGUGUUUCCCUCCUGACUUUUCUUACUUUUUUUUGUAUGAAACUUGGCCCUGCCUUGUUCCACACUAACCAAAAAGAGAGGGAAAUGUUUGCAUUUUGUUUAACAUUGAUUGGGAGGAGGGGAGGUCACAUGAUCACUGAUGUGUCAAGUUUCAAACUAUUCAUUUUGAAUAAAAGACACUUUCAACCCCUUGA
Messenger RNA from Mauremys mutica (yellowpond turtle), 7074 nucleotides. Its product is annotated as myogenesis-regulating glycosidase-like. Bases 297 to 2333 code for a protein of 678 amino acids. The record is from RefSeq and is a predicted model, not a curated record. Gene Ontology annotation, molecular function: hydrolase activity, hydrolyzing O-glycosyl compounds. The transcript is spliced from 2 exons. NCBI's taxonomy places the organism in Eukaryota, Metazoa, Chordata, Testudines, Geoemydidae. Gene Ontology annotation, biological process: skeletal muscle fiber development; carbohydrate metabolic process.